AUUACUAUUUAGCCAAUGACAGCUUCUAUUGAAAGAGACAUUUUAAAUAUAUACACCAACCACAUGAACCGAAUGUUUUUUUUUCCUAGGCUAAAUGCUUUCAGAAAGGUUAAACAUCUUUAUGUCCCGUGGAAUUACAUUCAAAAUGUCUGAAAUUUAACCCCAUCCUGCUUGUUCUAAAAAGUGCAUAUCUGUGUACGUAUAUUUAUUUUCUUAUAAGCAGCCAUUAAUAAUCUGUGACAGUUCGGGGUAGAAAUUAUUUUUAAAUUGCACGUUAUAGGAGGAUUAUUUCAACAUUAAUGUAUGUUAACCCUGCUAAAAUGGCAAGUUGUCAUCCCUGUGUUAUACCCAGAGUAAAGGGAGAUUUUGUAAAAAAUAGUACGAUUUUGCAAGCUUUCGCUUGUUUUAAGGACGCCGAUUUAUAAAGUUGCUCGUAAAAAUCCUUAUUUUUAACCAAAGUUGUUUGUGAAACUCGCUACAUGUCUAUUAAAGAAAGAAAGUUAAAAAUAUAUGGAUUUAACACGGAGUUCCAUAGAGGUACGAAGCGGAUUAGCUUUUUUCUUUAUACUUGAUAGAGUUGGGGUUUUGGGCCCGUAAACGUUCACUUUGUAAACACGCUAGUUCAUACUCUAACACUUCCAGCAUGUCUCACCUCACUUAUAAUCGUGUUGCAGUUAGAUAUUGUGUGUAUUUCCGCGUUCAGCAGCAGCUUUCGCUUUUUGGCACUUGAACUUCACUGGAGCCCUCCAUUAACAUCUGGUGUGCAGGAAUAAGCAAACCCCGCUCCCAGCGCAUUAAAGGUUGACCAUGACGCUGCAGUCACUGUGUCUCUAGCUUUGCACCAAAUCACUGAGGUAUUUGAACCCGAGGAACGACCUGUCUCUCAGGUGUGACGUUUGUUCAACACCACUUUACGUCCAGUCGUUUAUUACUUGUGCGAUAGGUGACAUGUGGCCAUGUGAGCACGAAGUGAUGCAUUCAGGUCAGUCAGAAUUUUUUAUUUUAUCAUUUUUUAUACGUUUUUUUUACUAGGAAAGGUAAACAGACAAAUGAUCAAAUAGUCAACAUAAUUAUGUACGGUAGCUUUAACAUUUUGUGGUCAUAUUUUUUACUUCAGUUCAUUAGUGGCUCUUCCUUGAACCAUUUCUCUAUUAAAGGGAUAGUUGGAAGGCAAACGCUAUGAAGUUAUUAUCAGUAAUAAUUCCUUUGUCUGUAUUGGAAAGGUGUAAUGUCACGGGCGUUUGUAGAAAAGCCGUUGGAGUCUAACAGGUAGCCAGACAACCUGAGUUUGGUAAUCUAAAAUUAUUCAAACUGAAAAUGCUCAUAUCAUUGACAUACAGUGUUAUACUAUAAAUAUAUUCACAGUCUACACUUUCAUUGCUUCCAUAUCACUAUAUGGUUACGUUAGUGGGGGCGAGGGGAGUGGAGAAGUUGGAGAGGGUGGGUGUUUAUGUCACUCUGCUUGAUUGGCUGAUCAUGAGCCUGCAGGAAGAAUAUCCAAACAGCCAUAAGAUGUGGUCUUCUAUUAUAUUGGAGAACUGACAGUCUGUUGCUAAAUCCAGAAGUCGACUGCCCUCAAGAUGGAUUUAGCGCUCCAACUGUGGCCAUGUGAGCACCAUGUGAGGUGUACCUCUCGGGGAGCUCAGCUGCUCCUCAGCUCAGCUCACACUCAGCCCUCAACCCUUCCUCUGGUUCCCAGAUGUCUGAGGAGGCUCUGAGGAUGUCAUCCUGGCCUUGAAGCCCACCAGUAUGUCAGAGCCUGCAGAGAAAUGCUCCCCCCGCUGGAAGGAUGAGUCUGUUCAAAACGGUUACAUACCGAGCUACCUGGACAAGGAUGAGCUGUGUGUAGUGUGCGGGGACAAAGCCACAGGUUACCACUACCGCUGCAUCACAUGCGAAGGCUGCAAGGGGUUCUUCAGGAGAACCAUUCAGAAGAACCUGAACCCGACCUACGCCUGCAAGUACGAGGGAAAGUGUGUCAUCGACAAGGUGACGAGGAACCAAUGCCAAGAAUGUCGCUUCAAGAAAUGCAUAGCGGUAGGAAUGGCAACAGACUUGGUUCUGGACGACAGCAAGAGGCUGGCCAAGCGGAAGCUGAUCGAGGAGAACCGGGAACGCCGGCGGAGGGAGGAGCUGCAGAAGACGGCGUGGGACCGACUGGAGCCCACCCAGGAGGAGUGGGAGCUCAUUCGCCUGGUGACGGAGGCCCACAUGUCCACCAACGCUCAGGGCAGCCACUGGAAGCAGAAGAGGAAAUUCCUGGUCGAGGAAGCAAUGCUUCUUAAUGAAAUAACAUGUAAUUUAUUCUAUACUUCUGACCAGAGUGCAGCAGGGGUGAAGGACACUAAGCCUGAGGAUUGUGGUCAAGCCUCCAUGGUCAAUGCAGCUGAGGAAAAUAAAGUGGAUAUUGAAGCCUUCAGUCAGUUUACAAAAAUUAUCACCCCUGCCAUAACCCGAGUGGUGGACUUUGCCAAAAAACUGCCAAUGUUCUGUGAGCUGCCUUGUGAAGACCAGAUCAUCCUGCUAAAAGGUUGCUGCAUGGAGAUCAUGUCGCUGCGAGCAGCCGUACGCUACGACCCAGACAGCGAAACCCUCACGCUAAAUGGGGAAAUGGCAGUAACUCGAGGUCAACUGAAAAACGGGGGACUGGGAGUGGUGUCGGAUGCCAUCUUUGAUCUGGGCGUGUCGUUGGCCUCCUUCAACCUGGACGACUCUGAAGUGGCUCUCCUGCAGGCCGUAAUCCUUCUGUCAUCCGAUCGUCCAGGCCUGACCAGCGUGGAACGAAUCGAGCGCUGCCAAGAAGAGUUCCUGCUGGCCUUCGAACAUUACAUCAACUACCGCAAGCACAAGGUGGCGCAUUUCUGGCCCAAGCUGCUGAUGAAGGUGACGGACCUGCGCAUGAUCGGCGCCUGCCACGCCAGCCGCUUCCUCCACAUGAAAGUGGAGUGCCCCACCGAGCUGUUCCCUCCGCUCUUCCUGGAGGUCUUCGAGGACUGACCAACGGACGGCAGUGUAUGAGUGUGUUUGGACUGUGUGUACAUGCGUUGUCCAAAGCCUGGGCGCCCUGGUGGUCUCGGGGGCGGUACCAGCCGGAGGCCCGUAUCCCUGAACUCUCUGAUAGCACUACUGAGUGUCACUUCAUUCCAUAGUUUAGGACUAGCUCCCUGGUCUAGUUUUGGAUGAAACCAUUCCUCACAUUGCGGGUACAUGUGAAUAGCCUUUUUUUUUUUUGGUUUGUCGUUAUUUUUGUGCAUAUAACCUCUCACCUCCAAUUUGACUCUAGUUUUUUUUUCUUUCUUGACAAUUGUACAGUUGGCAUAAUGGUGAUUUUAUUAACACCUGUUUGAACGUUAGAAACUAAAGAGAUAUUGUCUUUUUUUUAUUUUUUUCUUCAUGCUCUUCAGAAUCUCAGUGAAAGUUGACCUGAUGCAGAAAAUCAGGGAAGCUCUGAUGGGUCUCCCUUUGGUUUCUGAAUCACACUGUCUCUUGACUCACUCCAAAACCCAGCUGCUCAUAUCAAAUGAAACUGCGUCCAGAAGCUCUCAGAAAAAUCAGAAUUUUGGAAGCAGGCAGCCGCUGCGUCGCUGAGAAUGAGCUGCACAACCCCCACCGUUCUGCUGCACACUGCUAGGGAGCUGACUGAAAAAAAGCCUGCUGCAUUUUUCUCUCUUUCACCAGAAAAACAGAUGAAACACGAUAAAGUAGCUGGUAAACAUGCAUGAAGUCUGUCAAUCAGCUCCUGCUGUUAUUCUAUAAUAAGCAGAACCAAAUGUUCUGUUCUGCACAAUUAGCAAUUUGUAUAUUUCUUAUUUAAAGUCACAGUCUAAAUAAAAACAAACAACAUCGUCGUAAUAUACCAGAUUACGUUUGAAGCAGUUGGAAAUAUUUUUGCUACAAUGUUUUAAAAGAAAAUAGUUUUUUGCUUGUCUUAAGAGCCUGAAAUGUUUCUCUGGUCGAUCUCAGAUGAGGCUCCAUGCAGUGAGAAAAGCUAAACAAUGUACAACAUCAUUUAGAACGGAAUGUGUGAAGCAUGAGUUGUUUGUUCAUUCUGGUUAGAUUUUUGCAGAGCUAUAUUUUUGUAACACAAAUACUCUAACUAGACGCUUAAAACACUUUGUGACAAUCUGUAACAGCUGGGAAAACAAAUCAAACUAAGGUGCUAGCUCUCUAUUUCAGGGAAGAUACCGAGUACUCAUAACUUUUUAGCAGAUCCCCACAGUAAAAAAUGCGAAAUUUGAAUUGUUACAUUUUUUUGCAAAAAUUUUAAUCGCCUCUGAAGUCAGAUUAAACUGAAACAAGCUGAUCGAAUGGGAGAUUCAGACUGAGCUGACAGCUGAGGGAACGCAGCAGCAGAUGCAGCAGUAGAUGCAGCAGCAGAUGCAGCAGUAGAUGCAGCAGUAGAUGCAGCAGUAGAUGCAGCAGCAGAUGCAGCAGUAGAUGCAGCAGUAGAUGCAGCAGUAGAUGCAGCAGUAGAUGCAGCAGCAGAUGCAGCAGUAGAUGCAGCAGUAGAUGCAGCAGCAGAUGCAGCAGCAGAUGCAGCAGUAGAUGCAGCAGUAGAUGCAGCAGCAGAUGCAGCAGUAGAUGCAGCAGUAGAUGCAGCAGUAGAUGCAGCAGUAGAUGCAGCAGUAGAUGCAGCAGCAGAUGCAGCAGUAGAUGCAGCAGUAGAUGCAGCAGUAGAUGCAGCAGUAGAUGGAGUGUUAAACUGCUCCUCAUCCCCACAGACUGGUCAGGAAUAACAAACAACCUCACUGCUGACCAGAACCACAAUCACUGCUCAUCAUAGGGAAUCUGAUUGUGCCAAAAUAAAAUGCGUCACCCCUAAACCCGUAUCCCCCCACAUACACACACACACACACAUUGAAAUUAUUUCUUAGAUAUUAAGAUGGUGAAUAUUAUCAUAUUUAAUAUCUUGUAAAAUGUGACGGGGACAGAGAGUGAGUCAUGUUUCAGUGAAGAUCUCAUCCAUGGUGAUCGGCUCUCUCAUCCAAUCAUGUCAGUAUUGUUUUCUUUUCAUUUCCAGCUCUCUGUAAUCACAACACUGUCAGCUGAAGCAGUGAUGUCAUGGUGCUAUAAUGGUGAAAUGAACAGAGUUUUUAUUUCCAUGUCUGAAUCGCAGUUUGGUAUGCAGUGACACACAUGUACUCUAUAAUGCAAACAUAAUGUCAUAUACAGCACACCUGACACCUCCACCAAUCAGCCAUAACAUUAUGAUUGUGUUAGCACGCUGUUCCUUCCAAAACAGCUGCGCCCCGUUAACAGGUUCGCCAUCAGUGGCUCAUGGUUUUGCUCUAGAUUAUCUCUAACAUCAUCAAAUGUUCAGUUGGACUGAAACCGGGCCAGAACCUCCAAGAGGGAAAGGAAAAUACUGCAAAAAUACAAAAUAUUACCAAGUAGUUUUGUCUUGUUUUUAGUGCAAAUAUCUCUAAAGUACACUUGAAGUAAGUCAAAACUAACUUAAAAGUAACAUUUUAGCAAGGUAAAGGACUUUCUUACAUAUAGAUUUUAAAAGUUAUAGUUCCACUGGCAGAUUUUCCUCACAACUAACCAAUGUUUGUUUGUUUAUUUAUUUGGAUCCCUUCAGCCAUUGCCAUAACGAGGGCUACUCUUCCUGGGGUCCACAAUAAAUCAAUCAAUCGCAUAAAAAAUUAAAAUGAGCUUGAUCAUUUCCAUAUUUUUGGAAGGUCAGUUUUGUUUACAUGCACAUAGUAAUCCAUUUUUCUCGUGGUUUGGCUGUCUGUGGUUUCCAUUUCUGUUUUAUUCAUUGUUUUUGGUUGGUUAUUUUACAUAUUUAAAAUAUCUUUCAGUUCCAGUAUUAAGUGUUCUUUAUGAAAUUAAAGUUUAUUGGUCUUUAAUGCUGUCAUGCCAUUAUCAAAACAUGACUGAAAAAUGGUCUCAUAAAACUGGGACAAUUUAUCAGUCAGCAAAAUCAUCAUGAUAAAGGCUUUAUGUCUCCAGAUCAUCUGCCCUCAUAGCGCCAACCCAGACAUUUUCCUGAUUUAAGUGAAAAAAUCCACUUGUAGAACUUACACUUUUACAAAUAAUAACUCAAAACAAGCUGCUAUGACUUGCAGAAAAAUCACUUGAAAGUUAUUUUUGUUUAAUUUCAAGUGUGCCAUAAUAUCAGAACUGGAUUCUAAAGCAAAUACUUUGUAUUAUUUUGUAUUUUUUUCAGUGUUGUCCAGUUUAUUAUUAUUAUUAUUAUUAUUAUUAUUAUUAUUAUUAUUAUUAUUAUUAUUAUUAUGAAGGUCUGCACUCAACCAUGACAGUUAGAGGUACAUGUGGAAGCGCCAGGUUCUGGUCCAGUUUAGCAGCACUCAGACCCAGCCGCCCAUGUAAUGUAAAACCAGAUCUAGUUCAUCAGACUGGGGAGAACAGUGUUCUCCCCAUUCUGUUGACUGAGCAGAGUGAUCUGAGCGCAGACAGCGCCGGGCCCAGCGAACAGCACCGCACAGAGUUCUGACACCUUUCCAAGUGAAUCAGCACUUUGAGUUGCAGCUGAGGAACAGGCUGGGUUUCUGCUAAGGAAGAGAUGAAAAAGGCAAAGGAGGGAGACUUUAUGUGGUCCAACGUUUAAAUUCUGAAUCUCCGGGGUGAUGGAGGAAGCGAAUCCUUAAAUAUGCAGCAAUAUGUUAGAGUUUAAAAUUGUUUGCAUUAUGAGUCAAAAACAACCUCAGUCCGAUCAGGAUUCCCUUAUGAGAUAUCUGGGAAUCACUUUGGGUGCAGAAAGGUUUUCAGUAAAAAUCUCUGGAUAAACAUGGCAAGGUGGGACUGAACAGGACGUCGAUGGUUCACUCCCUCAAGUCAGUGGUCGUAAUGUUAUGGCUGAUUGAAUGACAUGCUCAGAAAAUGCAGGUCAGAGUUGCCACUCUGCAAGCUGGUGGGAUCUGAAGGCUGAAUGAAUGUUAACGUGUCCAAAACAAACCUGAUAUCAUCAGCUGGCUGUCAUCCAGCGAAGAGACUGGUGAGAUUAUGAAAAAAAACAAAAAAAAACAUCUCACUUUCAUGUCAUUGUUUUAGUCGGCAUGUUGUGUUUUUUGUUGAUGUUCAGAGAUUAUCAGGAUUUUAUUCUGGUGGAAAGAGUUUCAUUCAUCUGUCUGGCUUUCACCAAGCUUCCCUCUCCACCUGAAAACAGCUUGUGAUUUUAUUUUGUACUUCUUCUCUCAUUUCUGUGAAGUGAUGCCUUCUUAUCAAAGCAAUAGACUUGCUACAGUGUUAGAAAGACCUGGACCUCACACCAACACACACACACACACCUUGCGAACUGUACAGGUUGAAACAAAAUGCACAGACAAUCAGACGGAGGAGGACGCAAAGGUGCCCAAACUCAGGUAGCCCAACCUGAAAUGCAGGGUUUGGCCAUGCUGAGCCACAGGGGUUUGGGGAAGCAGCACUGACCACCUUUACGUGCACACCCGCCUACUGUCACUAAUAAGAAACUUUAUUUCAAACUCCACAUAAUGACUUUGUACGUAGAGGGUCCAUCUGUAGUCUGACCUGUUGAUACAAACAGAUUCUACGUCGUAUGACCCUCUUCAACCAAAAACGUCCAGGAAGUAAACUCAGGGAACUAAACAACCCCCAGGUCUCCCCUCAUUUUUAUUAUUUCUGAGCCCCUUUUUAUAUUUAUUUAAUAGAUUGUUAAAGUUCACUAAAGAAGACAGACAACUCUAACAUGUUCUACUGAUGAUCCAACAUGGAUUCAGAAUUGUCUUAUGAAAGAGAAUAAGCAUGAUUUCAGGAAAAAAUACACAUUACACUGUCUGGUUAUGAUGCAAAACCAAUGGAUGUAGCAUUUAGUGUUAAAUAUUGUUAGCAAUAUAAGUCCAUAAUACAUUUCCCUUCAUUUUAAGAGUUCAAACACAAAAGGAACAUGUUUUAAAAUAUAUAUAUAUUUACAAAUAAAAAAUAUAACACUAAACCAUAAGAAGAGCUAAUAAUUAAAUCAACUGCAGUUUUCACUAUGUCUGUUCGUAUUCAAUACGGCCGGUGAGCGGCCAUAUUGGAUACAAAACCGGUCUGUCCAGUGAGCUUUCUCUUUCCCUGUCAUUGGAGGCAGAAGGGAAUGGUGUGUAAAUGAGUAACCAUAGAAACCAGGAGUUUGUGUUUUUUCAAAUUACAAAAGUUUAUGAGACUCAAAGCAUUUUGAAACUUCUUGGGAUGUUAGCUGUUAGCUUCCUCUGUGUCUUCCAGUCUGGUCCUAUCUAGUUACUGUAUCAAUCUAAUGGGAACCAAAUACACACUUUUUAUCAGUCAACGUUAAUUAAUAUAUAAAUUAAUCAGAGAUCUGUUCUUUGUCAUGUUAACACAUGUUAAACAUGUCAGGUGGACAGUAUUAUCACUGUAAUGCAUAAACAUUGUGUUUUAAAAAGUUUCUUCCUGGGUUAAAGCAAAGUAGCAGCAGCCAUGAUGCUAUGAUAUAAUGCUAAUAGUUAUCAUUAGCAUUAACAUCUGAGUAUUGAAUAUUACUCAGUUUGACACUCAGGAGCUUCGAGGUGUGUGUUAGCACAAUGCAAAUGAAAAACACACCUGAAGUAGCAACUGAUGCCAUGGAUCAAAACGUGUUCGUAAAUGUUUAGAAAGCAAUUUCCAAACUAUGUCAUCAUUGUAAAGAAACACGGAAUUAUCACAACUUGAUGUUAAAGUUGAAUCCAUUGCAACAGAUUCCACUGCAAGCAUUCUGGCAGAACCUCCUCAGGAUCUGCUUUGUUCUGUUGGACGAAUCAGAAACUAAGUCUUUAGGCCGCAGUCAGCAUGUUCUCUGUCAAAGUAUGACAUGUUUGGAAUAGUUCUUUGCAGAAAGUCUUUUCUGAGACAUGCAGACAUGCAUAAUGAAGUUACUAAGGCCUUGUGAAAGUUCAGACCUCUACCAAAGUCAAAAGUGUAAUGACCACAUCUGAAUUUAGCUGUGAAAAAACAAGAAUGCCUUCAGUUGUCAAUAUUCCAUCUAUCAACAGUCAGGUUUGACGUGACGGUGUCACCUCACGUCACCAAAUAUGUUGAGAGCAACAGAAGGCUGCUGGAUCAGUCCUGACUAAACACUAAGGAUGUGUGUAAUUCGUGUGUUCCCAGCCUGGUUUGGGCAUUUCCAGACUCCUGAGUCAAACUCAGUGUGGUUGAGGUUCAAAUCAAACAUGAACGUCACAAGAUUUUUUUUAAACUGGAUUUUUUUUUUUUUUUUUAACACUUCUGCAGACUUUUGUCUUAAAGCAGAAGCCCUACUGGACGACCUCAAUUUAUUUAAAAACUGUUUCUUGAGUGUUUAACUCUGUGGGAAGACCUCAUAUUGCUCGCCGUAUUUAGCUUGGUUAGUGGUUUCUGAAACCAAAGCUGGAAAACACUUUGGAUAAUUUCCAGUUGGGAUUCCGAGAUAAAUGACUCGAGGAUGCUUUGAGUCAUUCCAACACUGAGUCUGUUUUUAUUCAGAUCUCAAACUUUUUAUUUCAGUAAAUCAUAGUAAAACAGAUUUUAACAGUUCAGUUAAAACCAUAAUGAGUUUCCUCUCUCUUUUCUUUUUUUUUGUCUUUUUUAAAAUGUCUAUUGAGAAUUAUCAAAGGUUCCAUAAACAACAAAAUAGUUCAACUGAUUGUCUCCAAAUGUUACACUCUUGCUCUGCUGUUUUGUCCCUGUCAGGAGGACGGAAGCAGCUGAAAGUCCAACUUUCUGUUUCCAAAUGAAUCUCUAGGAAAGGCAGAACAACCAAACCUGACGAUUUCCUCCAGACACAAACUCAGUUCUGGUUUUAGAACCUGAGCCCGUUUUCCUUUGCUACAUGUUCUCAUUGUCGGUGCACAUAAAUGUCGUCAGUGCUGACGAAACCGGUGCCUGUUCACUGUUCUCUCUCCCCACUUGUUCUUCUUAAGGUUACUCAGUCACAAACCAAUCACAAGACUUGCACCAUAGAAAAGCUUUUUUUUACAGUACAGUUGAAAUAGGAUGUAUAUUUUCAGACUGCAGAUUUUUUUUAACGUUAGCAUAAGAUGAACAUGGUAUUGUUUUUGCGUAGUAUUGGCAAAGUGAUUGCUCUCGUGCUGACCCAACAUCACGGCAGAGGAACUGAGCAAAGCAGCUAAAAUCAUAAAAUGUUAGUGCAGCAUUAGUUGUUUGGUAACAUCCAUAUUACAGGACUGCAGCUGGACUUCACUGUCAGUACAAAAUGCAGCAACUACACUUGCCCACAAUUGUAGGAGAACCUCUGGAUCCUGUUAGCUCAGACGUCCCUCCUUUGUUCCUUGUAUGACCCGUUCUACACUGACUGGAAGAGAAAGGCAGUGAUGGUGCGAAUGAAUUGGUUUUACUGGAACCGUCCUCUGGUAAUCAGCUUCCCAGCGGUCGUACAUGGAUACAGAGGACCUGGGGAAGGUUUUGAAAUGCACACAAUGAAUGAUGGUUGCAAGUAAUGUGAACUGGCUCUUGAGAAUAAACAUGGUUUUAAGA
Poeciliopsis prolifica (blackstripe livebearer) is the source of this 10434-nucleotide messenger RNA. RefSeq names its product thyroid hormone receptor beta (gene thrb). Bases 1750 to 2997 code for a protein of 415 amino acids. NCBI's taxonomy places the organism in Eukaryota, Metazoa, Chordata, Actinopteri, Cyprinodontiformes, Poeciliidae. Gene Ontology annotation, molecular function: zinc ion binding; RNA polymerase II cis-regulatory region sequence-specific DNA binding; nuclear receptor activity. The transcript is spliced from 11 exons. Gene Ontology annotation, biological process: positive regulation of transcription by RNA polymerase II; retinoic acid receptor signaling pathway; thyroid hormone receptor signaling pathway. The record is from RefSeq and is a predicted model, not a curated record.